Arachis ipaensis is the source of this 719-nucleotide messenger RNA. The record is from RefSeq and is a predicted model, not a curated record. NCBI's taxonomy places the organism in Eukaryota, Viridiplantae, Streptophyta, Magnoliopsida, Fabales, Fabaceae.
AUGGCAGCAGGAGAAGAGGUAGCAGCAGAAGCCGGGGAGGAUCAAUCAAAACCCUCCAAAGCUCACUAUCGAAGAAACACUCUCGCUAUAGAAACCCUCUCACUCACCACUCACCGUCGCUUCUCUUUGCCCUCCUCCUCGUCGCUGCGCCGCCCUUACCAUCGUCAUCUCGUCGCUGCGCCGCCCUUACCUUCGCCAACCCUGUCGCGCACAACUCUCACCUUCGCCAUUCUUACCGUCGCUGUUGACCGUCGCCACCCAGUAACCACUCACCGCCAGUCACCACUCACCGUUCACCAUCGUCGCUUGUCACCUUUGCCAUUGUCACCACUGCACAGACCAUCACUCUUCUUCGCUGUUCUGCACAAAUCAUCGCUGCGCCGCCCUCACCAUCGUCAUCUUCGUGCUUUUCAUCAUCGUCAUCUCCGUGUUGAUUAUGCCAAACUCACUAAGCUUCUCAAGAACCUUAUGGCAAAGGUUUCUACUAUGAAGAAUACAGAGCAGAUUUUAGAGCAACUUCCUCGGGUGAUAUCAUCUUUGGAUACAUAUAUGGAUAAUGGAUUGCAAAAGUGAUAACCCGCUAGCAAGUGCAAGUAAACCUCGUUCAAAGUCAGGAGGGAGCUGACUGAAGCUUAAGAGGGAGCUGCGUUCCACUCACCCAACUGUUCUUUGAGUUUCUUUGCUAGAUGGGGCUGGUGAUGAUUUGUUUAAAGAGAUAU